Molecule: messenger RNA, 2296 nt
Organism: Mercenaria mercenaria
Lineage: Eukaryota; Metazoa; Mollusca; Bivalvia; Venerida; Veneridae
Product: homeobox protein OTX-like
Exons: 5
Coding region: 1083-1988 (301 amino acids)
Biological process (GO): regulation of transcription by RNA polymerase II
Molecular function (GO): RNA polymerase II transcription regulatory region sequence-specific DNA binding; DNA-binding transcription factor activity, RNA polymerase II-specific
Source: RefSeq, a predicted model, not a curated record
UUUCUUAAGAUCAGUGGGGACAGUUUUAGUUCUCAUUGGUUCAGAUAUGUUUGACUUUUGCUGGUUUGAAGAUGAAAUAAUCGGUUACAUGUAGGUGACAAUUAACGUAUGGAAAUACAUCUAGUAUUUUCUAUUAAAAUUACGCGCGACGUUUUUUGGACAAAUGAUAAAUAACAGUUUUAAGCUAGGUCCUAUAAAAUUGAGCUUCAUGCGUGGGUGUUUUCAAGACACUAAUUGUACUUUUCUCACUUGUUUCAAUGAGGUAUAAAUACACAUUAAAAGAAAUUAAAUUGAAAUCAUUAUAUGCUCGUGAAAAGUUUUGAAUUCAUUUUGUAAACCGCUGAGUAUUGUAAAGUUAGUUGGCCCGGUAUAUCUUUUCAAACAUUCACGAAUUUGAAUAAUACUGUAAGUGAUCAUCAAACACAACUUUGUCAGUUUUCCUAUUAAGCACACGCAGUUUUAGCUCUUGUACAAACGGAUUAAGCGAACAAAAUACUUCCUAAACCCACCCAAGGGCUACUUAUGGGCUCUGAUACCAUGGGUGGCAGAAGAAUCCCCACUUGAGCCGACACCGAAAUCAUCGUAAACAGUAACGUGAUAGUUAUCUUGAAUUAAAAUUCUAUAGGAAGCACUUCAGAUAAAAUUUGGUAAAUCGGUGAUCUGUUUAAUUAUCAAACAAUUACGGAUUAAAAGAUAUUUCAAACACUUAAUUUCAACAUUGAAAUCGUUUAUGUCAACUAGUUAGAAGAUUUUUAAACGCGAUAAUCACUUUCAAUGUUUAGAAGUAUAUAACAGGUGCUCCGGAGUUGUGGAAAGAGUUCUUACUUGGCUUCAAUGUAUUUCCAGAGACGAAUCAGACAAGUUUUGACAUUGCUAAAAGGAAAGCUGCUCAUUUAAGUUUAAGAAGAGGAAUUGUAGAGAACGACAGAGGACUAACUGUUAAACAGAAAAGGAUAUAACUGAUUUGGGCAUUGGCAAAAGAAAGAAAAGACUUUAGCAUUGGUAAAAGGAUUAACAUUGUCAUACAGACUUUAGCAGUGGUUAAAAGGAUCGCCGGACAUUUCGAACAAUCUUUGGAAACGAUGCAGGUACCAUUUGAAGGUGUUCAUACACCGUAUCAGUACACCUCUGGUUUGUUAGGAUUUCCACCGCCUCCGACCAUGAUACCUCACCCCAUGUGUUUACCAAGACCUGGAUUACCUCCCCAUUACAGCCAGGGUUAUCCCCCUCCACCACCACAAUUACAUCCGUUCACUCUGGCUGAAAGACUAGCUGAUAUGAUAUUUGAGGCCCGGUAUGGCCCUCACAGAAAGCAGAGACGCAGUAGAACUGCGUUCACCAACCAACAGCUUGCAGCCCUCGAGAAAACAUUCACUAAAACACAUUACCCGGAUGUUGUGAUGCGAGAAAGACUGGCUAUGAUGACCAACCUACCGGAAGCUAGAAUACAGGUUUGGUUCAAGAAUAGGCGUGCAAAAUUCCGUAAAAGAAACAAGGUUUUAAAUCUCCCUGCUCAGUCAUCUAUGUCGGCUGUGCCAGCCCUGGAAAAGACUGGAACCCAUUGUUUAGGUGACCCGACAGGGUCCCAAAAUCUGACCGAGAAGUUGGUAAAAGAUGACACAUACAAUAACGAUUUAGCCGUUGAGAAUAAGGAUCACAAGUCUGCAGACAUAGUUAAUAUUAAACUCAGAAAAGAUAAAGAGAUUUGUGAUGAAAACCCGCCGAGAAUGUUUAAUGAAACACCAAAAGGGACAUGUCACAAUGUUGUUUCCAAUGAUUAUUAUGGAGGCGACAACUGUAUGUUAAAGGCAUCGGUUACAAAGUCAAGGACGCUGUCUGUCGGUAGUGAUCAUGGUGAUGACAUUCUGGAGGGCCGAGAUGUCCAGUGUAAAAGUACGGUAGCAGAAACUGGAGUGUCCUCGAAUACAUUUGCUUGCUUUGAUAAAAACAGUCAAUAUGUGAAGAUUGAGAGUGCAUCGAAAACAUGAUGUGUACAAAACACGAUAGCAUAAUUAAUAAGUGACCAUAUCUGAUAAUAAUUAUCUCUUCAACUGCCGUUAUAAAAUGUGUAUUUUUGUUUUUUACCGAAAUUAAGAUAUUUUGUCAACAAAAAGUGUUUUAGUAUUGUCGUAUUUUUACGGGAUUUUGUUUUGUUUUAGAAUUUUACUGACACAGUUUUAGUCAUAAUUACAGCGUGUUUUUCAACUGUUGAUAGUAAAUGAAGUUCCCAGGUGCCCCUCGGGGCAUUAUUUCAGGUAUGGGCCCCAUAGAAACUAUUACGAAAUGGUAGCAACGC